AAUCUGCCUGAUAAACAUAACGACGCUGAUAACAUUAUAUUUUGUCAGUGCUUUAUUAAAAUUCAAGCCAGUGCUAAGUAAAAAAUAAGAAAAAGUGUUCCUAAAACAAUUCCCAAAAUGGUUAUCCAGAAAGACUUGGAUUUCGGCAUGAAAUGCAUCAAGUACAUGCUAUGCGUCGCCAAUCUAAUGUUUGUGAUCGUUGGUCUUCUAUUAAUAUCCAUUGGUUACACCAUCAAAUCAAUCUACAGCAAUUUCGAACAGUUCAUGGAAACCUACUACUACAAUCCUUCUUCUUUAGCUAUCAUCAUAGGAAUCUUCAUUUUUGUGAUAGCUCUCUUUGGAUGUGUUGGAGCUGUAAGAGAAAGCACAUGCCUGGUUAACACGUAUGCCUUCUUUUUGACAAUCGUUCUGGUCAUGGAAAUAUCCGUGAGCAUUGCCGCUUAUGCCAUGAGAUCCAACAUCGAAUCAAACAUCGCGUACAACAUGAAAUUUGCAAUGGAUCAUUUUAAUGAGGAAUAUAAUGCGUUCACAUGGAACUCCACUCAAUACAACCUUCAAUGUUGUGGAAUCUACCGUAACACCGAAUGGGGUGCAUAUCCAGAGUACAAUCUAACUAAAAUUGUUCUGGCCGAUAAUACCACGUUGAGUGUUCCACCCACUUGUUGCCAACAAGAAAAAUGUUCACCAGCAACUGUAUACACUAGUGGAUGUUUGUUUAGAUUGUCUUAUGUUGUUUCGCAAUGUGCCCUUCUACUUGCGGCUGGAGCAUUAUGUGUAUCCUUUAUACAGGUUCUAGGAAUCGUUUUUGCCUCAAUGUUGGCCAAAUCAAUCAGAAAAGCCAAGACUGAAAGGUUGGUCAGAAGAGAAGAACUGAGACGCAACUUCUAUGAUCAAAUGAUGAAGAGCCGAGGAGAAAAGCCUGAACCUGUGGUUGAACUUUACACACCUAAAGAUUCAGAAGCUUAGACAUCUACGGAUAAUUUCAAUAACUAUUGCACUAAAUUAGUUUAUAUUUCUAAAAUAAAACACAUUACAUAUUUACAAAUAAUACAAAUAUUAUAUCUUUAGGAAAUGACUAUUUUAUUGAAGAUAGGCACUAAAAAGGUGGAAGUAAUUUUAUUAAUAAUAUUUUUUCUAAAAUAUGUAAAGCCUACUUCAAAUCAAUAAAACAUUUUAAUAAAUCAUUGACAAAUUUUG
Messenger RNA from Ceutorhynchus assimilis (cabbage seed weevil), 1197 nucleotides. Lineage: Eukaryota; Metazoa; Arthropoda; Insecta; Coleoptera; Curculionidae. The record is from the annotation of a GenBank genome assembly.